GGCGGCGGCGAGAAGGGAGAGGCGAGCCCCCGGUGAGCCUGAGCCUCCGAGAUGGAGGCCUCGGAGCGGGACCCGGCCAGGAACGACACCUUCCCUCCGACGCUGAGCCCGGCCGUGCCUCCCUUCGUGAAGCUGGGGCUGACGCUGGUCUACACGGUCUUCUACUCCGUCCUCUUCCUCUUCGUCUACGCGCAGCUCUGGCUGGUCCUCCACUACCGGCACAAGCGCCUCAGCUACCAGACGGUCUUCCUCUUCCUCUGCCUGCUCUGGGCCUCCCUGCGGGCGGUGCUCUUCUCCUUCUACUUCAAGGACUUCGUGGCCGCCAACUCCCUCGGCCCCUUCGCCUUCUGGCUCCUCUACUGCUUCCCCGUCUGCCUCCAGUUCUUCACCCUCACCCUCCUGAACCUCUACUUCACCCAGGUGAUUUUCAAAGCUAAAUCAAAGUAUUCCCCAGAGCUACUUAAAUACAGGUUGCCUCUCUACUUAGUUUCUUUCUUUGUCAGCCUGCUUUUCCUCUUGGUGAAUCUUACUUGCGCCGUGCUUGUGAGAAUAGAGAAUUCAGAAAGGAAAGUCAUCGUACUGGUGAGGGUUGCAAUAAACGACACGUUGUUUGUGCUGUGUGCCAUCUCACUCUCCAUUUGUCUCUACAAGAUUUCCAAGAUGUCCUUAGCAAAUAUUUACUUGGAAUCCAAGGGUUCAUCUGUAUGUCAACUGACAACUAUAGGAGUGAUUGUUAUACUACUUUAUACCUCAAGAGCGUGUUACAACCUGGUCAUUUUGUCACUUUCUCAAAGGAAGACAGUGAACUCUUUUGAUUAUGAUUGGUACAAUGUAUCUGAUCAGGCAAAUCUGAAGUGCCAGCUGGGUGAUGCUGGAUAUAUAGUAUUCGGAAUAAUACUUUUUAUUUGGGAGCUCCUGCCUACUUCCUUAGUGGUGUUUUUCUUUCGUGUUCGAAACCCUACAAAAGACCUAACAAACCCAGGAAUAGUACCAUCUCAUGCAUUCAAUCCAAGAUCUUACUUCUUUGACAAUCCUCGCAGAUAUGACAGUGAUGAUGAUUUGGCAUGGAGCAUAUCACCACAUAGCAUCCAUGGCAGCUUCUCCCCUGAAUACUAUGACUGGGGACAUCAAAGCAAUAGUUUCAUGCCUCACGCUGGAUCUCUGCAGCAUGAUUAUAUAUCAGAGACUGAACGACCAAGCCCAGUGUAACACCAAACCAUUUCUAAUUUCGCUUUUAUUGAGCAUAAGGAAUGGAGCACAAGUUACACAGGCUUUGCACAGUGCAUGGAAAAGUGUAGGAGGAGAAAAAAAUCUACUUUAUAAUGCCACACAAUAGUUAUUUUUCUGUGGCAAGAUAUGGCAUUCCGGCUGUGAUCCUGCAAAGUUUUCCAUGUUCGCUUAAAUUAUACAUAGGAAAACUCUUACUGAAGUCAGUAAAUCCUCAUUUCUAGUGAAGACUAAACAGGAGAACUGCUGCUGAAAUCAAUGUCUCCUUGUGCAACAAAGCUUAAAUACAAGAGUUUUUACAAGGUUGUAGCUUCAGGGAAAAAAUUGUAUUAUUUUUAUGUGAAAGAUACUGUAUUUGAUAUACAGGAUCUUUUUCUUACAUUGUCACUUUUUAUAUGUACAGAAUUAAUUACAUUUUAACACUGAUUUCACUUUAUAAACUAUAAACUCGAGCAUUCCUUAUCCAGAAUUCUCCAAUACUCCAAAAUUGUCCACAUGUGUGACUGCAAUAGUGGCACCUUUGCUAAGGCUUCAGUGUACACAAACUUUGCAUUAUGCACAAAAUUAUUAACAUUUUAUAUAAUGUGCCUAUGAAACAAAAGAAUUUUGUGGUUAGACUUCAGUGUCAUCUCCAAGACAGUUCAUCAUGUAUAUGUAUGCAAAUAAAGGUAUUACAAAACACAUCAAGACCCAAGUAUUUUGGAUAAGAGAUACUCAUCUUGUAUAGUGUACAGUAUAAUUGUUGUGCUGGUGCAAACUGUGAGCAUCUCAUCAAGUCUUUUGACCAGUGUCAGUAUACAAAUAUAAUUCAUUAAAAUUCUUGUUCCAGCAA
Molecule: messenger RNA, 2059 nt
Organism: Anolis sagrei ordinatus
Lineage: Eukaryota; Metazoa; Chordata; Lepidosauria; Squamata; Anolidae
Gene: GPR137B
Product: G protein-coupled receptor 137B
Biological process (GO): regulation of autophagy; positive regulation of TORC1 signaling; negative regulation of bone resorption
Cellular component (GO): lysosomal membrane
Source: RefSeq, a predicted model, not a curated record